Messenger RNA from Miscanthus lutarioriparius, 519 nucleotides. The record is from the annotation of a GenBank genome assembly. NCBI's taxonomy places the organism in Eukaryota, Viridiplantae, Streptophyta, Magnoliopsida, Poales, Poaceae.
AUGGCGAACCCGCGCGUCUUCUUCGACAUGACGGUCGGCGGCGCCCCGGCGGGCCGGAUCGUGAUGGAGCUGUACGCCAACGAGGUGCCCAAGACCGCGGAGAACUUCCGCGCGCUGUGCACGGGCGAGAAGGGCGUGGGCAAGUCCGGGAAGCCGCUCCACUACAAGGGCUCCACCUUCCACCGCGUCAUCCCGCAGUUCAUGUGCCAGGGCGGCGACUUCACCCGCGGCAACGGCACGGGCGGCGAGUCCAUCUACGGCGAGAAGUUCCCCGACGAGAAGUUCGUGCGCAAGCACACGGCGCCCGGGGUGCUCUCCAUGGCCAACGCGGGCCCCAACACCAACGGCUCCCAGUUCUUCAUCUGCACCGUCGAGACCCCCUGGCUGGACGGCAAGCACGUCGUCUUCGGCCAGGUCGUCGAGGGCAUGGACGUCGUCAAGGCCAUCGAGAAGGUGGGCUCCCGCAGCGGCUCCACCUCCAAGGAGGUCAAGAUCGCUGACUGCGGCCAGCUCAGCUAG